Strongylocentrotus purpuratus (purple sea urchin) is the source of this 1205-nucleotide messenger RNA. RefSeq lists its product as uncharacterized. Gene Ontology annotation, molecular function: DNA-binding transcription factor activity. The record is from RefSeq and is a predicted model, not a curated record. NCBI's taxonomy places the organism in Eukaryota, Metazoa, Echinodermata, Echinoidea, Camarodonta, Strongylocentrotidae. The transcript has 5 exons. Bases 36 to 1151 code for a protein of 371 amino acids.
UCCCACGGCAUGCAUGCACGUAGAAAUGGAGAGCAAUGGAAAACGAUGAUGCCAGCGGAAUAGACUCGGCUCCUGGGGCCGUAUCUCUGCCCUGGUCUGAUUUAUGGUGCCCAGUCAGUGAAGAUUAUUUGAAAGGCUGGGUUAAAACUCUCACAGAAGCUGAACAAGUUAGACAAUGUUUUGAAGAAUCCACAGGCCUCCGGUUUGUGGGGGAGAGAAGGGGGAAGGGUUUUGGCAUGAACGACUCUCUAUCGACACAGUUCGCCGGAACUGCUGGCGUCGAAACACCUUCCAACACCGGCGAAAGCAGAGUGGAUGCCGUGGAUUUCAUGUUGGACUCUAAUGUUACCACCACCAGUACAUCAACUAAGACGUCAGAUCAUACAGAUGUCCCCAAGUUGGCAUUUGUCCGAUACAAACAUGGGAAAUUCAUUCCUUGCGAUGGAGUACCAUUUAUGAUUAUGGGAAAGUACUUUCUUACUUGCUUCUUAGGAAGGAAUAAACAUAAGUCUUCACAACAAGCUUUAAGAGAGGAAAAGUUACAGGUUGACAGACUAGAUAGAAAAAGAAAGAAGAACCACAGAUCAAAGAAGAUUGGAUGUCCAGCCAUGAUGGUUAUGACAGAAGUCAUCAGGUUCCCACAGUACCAGGUCUCCCAGAUGACGAGAAGUAGAAUGACAGACAAGACCAAACUUUUACGAGAGCAUUUACUUCAAAGAGCAGCCAUAGAAACAGAACAUAGGAUCUAUAUUUCACUUCCUUCAGAUGACGAACAUCAGAACACACAUCCUUUAGGACAGAGUCUUGUUGAAUGCUUCCCUCCAAAGAAACAACAAAGACUUACUCCCGUUCAACAAACUGCAGAAAGGUGCAGAGCCAAAAUAGACUCACUUGUACAACUGUUGGAUGUUUGUAAUAACCAGCGCAUACUACGGGAGUUGGAAAAACAGCUUGAUGAUAUGCUUGUCAUGAUGAAACAGAGCAUAGAGUUUGAAAAGAACACAAAGGAACGAUUGAACAAAGGAAGAGCUGAAAAGAAGAGAAGGAAAAGAAAAGAGCAGAUAGAUGGAGUUCCUGUGUGUCUCCAGAGUGAAGAGUGUGUCAAUGAGAUUAUCAUUGCAACAAGUGGAAUCAGUAAAGAGUUGACUUGACACACAGGAGUUUGAAACGUGCUGAAGUAGUCUGAAGAUCUUGAAAAGACCAAA